Molecule: messenger RNA, 1655 nt
Organism: Sorex fumeus (smoky shrew)
Lineage: Eukaryota; Metazoa; Chordata; Mammalia; Eulipotyphla; Soricidae
Gene: DERL1
Product: derlin 1
Exons: 8
Coding region: 212-967 (251 amino acids)
Biological process (GO): endoplasmic reticulum unfolded protein response
Cellular component (GO): Hrd1p ubiquitin ligase ERAD-L complex; endoplasmic reticulum membrane
Molecular function (GO): misfolded protein binding; ubiquitin-specific protease binding
Source: RefSeq, a predicted model, not a curated record
ACGGCCGCCGGAAGAGGAAGUUUCGCUGCCGAACGCUGCCUCGCUCGUCCGAAUUCGGUGGCGCCACGUCCGCCGGUCUCCGCCUUCUGCACCCCCAGCUCCGGCGGAUUUCGCCUCGACACCGUCCAGUGGCGGAGCCGGCCGCGUGGUGAGGGGCCGGGACGGGGCGUCGGGCGGCUGUGCGCAUCCUGGCCACCUAAACCGGGCGAAGAUGUCGGACAUUGGGGACUGGUUCAGGAGCAUUCCGUCCAUCACGCGUUACUGGUUCGCCGCCACUGUCGCGGUGCCCUUGGUCGGAAAACUCGGUCUCAUUAGCCCGGCCUACUUCUUCCUUUGGCCCGAAGCCUUCAUCUAUCGCUUUCAGAUUUGGAGGCCAAUCACUGCCACCUUUUAUUUCCCUGUGGGUCCAGGAACUGGAUUUCUUUAUUUGGUCAAUUUGUAUUUCUUAUAUCAGUAUUCUACACGACUUGAAACAGGAGCUUUCGAUGGAAGACCAGCAGACUAUUUAUUCAUGCUCCUCUUCAACUGGAUUUGCAUCGUGAUUACUGGCUUAGCAAUGGAUAUGCAGUUGCUGAUGAUUCCUCUGAUCAUGUCAGUACUUUAUGUGUGGGCCCAGCUGAACAGAGACAUGAUUGUGUCAUUUUGGUUUGGAACGAGAUUUAAGGCUUGUUAUUUGCCUUGGGUUAUCCUUGGAUUCAACUAUAUCAUCGGAGGCUCGGUAAUCAAUGAGCUCAUUGGAAAUCUCGUCGGACAUCUCUAUUUCUUCCUAAUGUUCCGGUACCCGAUGGAUUUGGGAGGAAGGAAUUUUCUCUCCACACCCCAGUUUUUGUACCGCUGGCUGCCCAGCAGGAGAGGAGGGGUGUCUGGAUUCGGCGUGCCCCCUGCGAGCAUGAGGCGAGCUGCUGAUCAGAACGGUGGAGGCGGGAGACAUAACUGGGGACAGGGCUUCCGACUUGGGGACCAGUGACGGAGUGGCCUCUGGCCUGCCCCCGCCCCAGCCUCUCUGCUCAUGAUGAAGUUCCUCUCAGUGCUGGGUGCGCUUAACCACCGAGUUCUAGCUAACGCUGUUGGACCUGACCCGCACUGAAUGUAGUCUUUCAGUACAAGACACACUUUUUCAAUCCUGAAGAAAAAUAUAAAGUGUUCCUCCAGUUUCAUGAUUCCCAUUCAACUCCUUCCUGCUAUGAAGAACAAAUUAUCAACUGUGCAAAUUGCAGAACUGACUAUAAUUUUUGGCGUCUUCCUUUUUUCUGUCUUGAAUAACGGGGUCCCGGCAGUUCUUGGUCUGCUGGUAUGCAGCGCGGUGUCCAGGGGAGGGUCACCAGACCUUUGUCAAAGGGACUGUUCUCUCUUACACACACGCCACUUCCCUCCUCUUCCCAGCCCCCCAAGAUUUGCAGCUAGAGGAGUUGCCCAGAAAGUGACUCUGCCUUUGACAAGCUCUUAUUUAUUGACUUUUGCCAAGGCUUCACCGAGAACUGAUCCCCACCACUCACCCCUUGGGGGUGGGCAGAACUCUCCCAGUAGGGAGAAGACUGGAGCAGCCGACGACAAGCUCUCAGCUUCUGGAAUCACUGUGACCUGCCAUCAUUGCAGUCGGUCAACACCUCUUUAGAGGUCUUCGGACAAAAAGCACCACGUAGGGCAGUCACAGA